This is a messenger RNA of Impatiens glandulifera, 411 nucleotides long. Its product is annotated as B3 domain-containing protein At3g18960-like. Bases 1 to 411 code for a protein of 136 amino acids. NCBI's taxonomy places the organism in Eukaryota, Viridiplantae, Streptophyta, Magnoliopsida, Ericales, Balsaminaceae. The record is from RefSeq and is a predicted model, not a curated record. The transcript is spliced from 2 exons. Gene Ontology annotation, molecular function: DNA binding.
AUGGGUGGCCGGAGAAGACGACCAGCGUCGCCACCACUUCCCAACUUUCCCGACAAGGAGGAAGAGGAGCCGAAGUUCAUCAAGAUUAUAACCUCCUUAGUUGUUAAAGAUCUGAUCAAACUGCAAAUCCCACCAGAGUUUAUGGAAAGAAAUGGAACAAAAUUAUCUAGUGAAGUCAUUCUCACAAUCCCAAAUGGAGCCGUUUGGAAAAUGAAACUCAUGAAAGAAGGGCAAAUUUGGCUGCACGAAGAAUUCAUACAAUUCUAUUCCAUCAAAUUUGGUCAUUUUCUAAUAUUUGAAUACAAAGGGAAUUCUGAUUUUAACCUAGUUAUCUGUGACCUAACCGCUUCAGAGAUUAUGUAUCCUCCGCCACCGCCACAAUUUGUGCAAGAAAAAACUGAGGAUGUUUAA